AUGUCUUCUUCAAUUUCAUCUCAACUAAAAAAGGUUUCCAAAAAGAAAGGAAAGACGGCGGGAACUACAAUGGAAAGCAAGGUUGUUACCUACCAAGGUCAAUCUGUUCUUGUUCCCCAGAUGAUCUCAAAAGAGAAAGAAAUGCUUUAUGCAUCCCAGGUACUUAUUCCUACUACCGCUGCUUGCAAGAGGUUAGCUUUAAUGGGCCCUCUUACAGUUUUUGAAAUUUUAAAAGAUACCAGAAAUUUUUUCCCAGUUUGCUAUAGUUUCAAACCCCUGUUUAAUAAAAUGGAUAGCCCCAAACCUAUAGAAUCUUCUGACUCAACCACCGUAGAAAAUCCAAUUGUUCCUCCUAAGGACCCUUUUGUACUGGACUACGUAAAGAGUAACUUCAAACCGUUUCGAUCUUGCCCCACCUCCGACACUGCUUAUCAUAACUGGUUCAAUAAGGUAGAAGCUAAGAAAUCCCAGCAAUGGGAAAAAUUAGGUAUCUAUAACUUGAUUAAGCUGUCGAAGCCAGGUUUUACUUAUAGCCACCCAUUGUUAUUCGCGUCCCUAUAUUUCUGGGACAGUACUUAUAAUACUUUCCAUCUCCCUGGUGGAAUGAUUACCCCUACCUUCUUUGACAUAGCGGCCAUUACUGGGCUAUCACCAGUAGGAGAAACAUAUAUCCCUGACAACGAAGAACAUUCGAGUAUAAUCGACUUCGAAGUCAAACUAGCAAGUUUUUCAAAGUUUAUCAGCCACUACCAUGCUGAAGGAGACAGUGUGUCUGAUGUAGAACACAUUGAUUUCCUUACCUUAUGGCUGUCAAGAUAUGUCUUUUGCAGCAGAUCCCUACAGGUAGCCAGUAGGUUUAUUCCUCUAGCUAGAGAUUUGCAUGAGAAUCGGAGGGUGUGCUUAAGUGAACUGCUAUUAGUUGAUCUUUAUGAAAGCCUAAGGUCAGCUGUUUCGAGUCUAAAAUCUCAUACCUCCAAGAAUAUCCUGCUAGCUGGCCUUUUUUGGUUACUUCAGUUAUGGCUAAAUGCCAUGUUCGAACCCUCAUUGUCAACUGCCCACACCAUUGAUGAACAAGACCCUGAAAUAACGGAUAGAAUCGUUGAAGGCACUAGGCUGCAAAGACUAACCCCGAACGAUGAUAAGGAUGACUUCAAAGUCCUAUUCUCAAAAUACAUCAUGAUAUUCUCCAAGAGGCAUAAGUUCGAAGAGACCAUGGCGCCUUUUGCUUCAAGGGCUCAUGGACCUUCAUGGUUCACCAUGGCUCUCUCAGAAGCUGUCAAAAGCAAAGAGAUUCAAGAUGUAUGGAGAGCCUUCUUGCUACCCAGACUAAUCUCUUCAAGAAUAACUCCUGCCAAGAAUCAGAUUUUCCUUUUCGCUUACCAUCCAAAUUUUGUUUCGAGACAGUUUGGCUUGUGCCAACUAAUUCCUGAACCCUUAUUUCAAACGGAAAGUGCCAUUACCUCUGGGCGAACCUUCAAGGAACGGGAAGCCAAACUACAGCAAGAACAAUACCAAGGCUUUGCCCAGUUUGAGCUAAUAACUUUCGAACCUACCCACCUUACAGCAAAGGGGUUUCUGGAAUGGUGGACAAAGUUCUAUCAGACUUAUAUGUUCGAUACUCUUACCAUUCAGCAGAAACUAACUGAUGCCUUCGAUGUGCAGGUACCAUCCAAGAAAGGUAUGUUUACUCAUGCCAAAGAGAUUAAAGCUUUUCAAAAUUAUUUUGAAACUACUUAUGAUCCCACACACUUGGAAUCCACUGUGCAUCAAGCGGCUGAGACCUUGAAGGAAAAAUUCAAAGAAAAAGUUUCUAAGUUAAAACUUCCUUCAGGGUUGUCACCUGAGGAUAGGUAUAGGUUGGCAUUCGAAAUGCAUCCACCUAAAUUUCCUAGAUUACCUACCUCAGAACUGGCUCUGGCUUGGUUUCCUCCAUACCCUUGGUGGUUCACUUGCAAAGAAAUGUUCAAACAUCUUCAAAAGAAACCAAAGCCAUCUGAGACUGUGACAUGGGCUCGACACUGGCUCCACGAUUUCCCAGGACAUCUUCGUUAUGACCUUUCUGCCAUGUCGAUUAAAUCUGAUCAAGGCACAGGUGCGAAUGCUUGGGAAAAUCCCAAACGAUUUUCAUUUUCCAUAUCUUUAACUUUUGCCUUAAUUGUUUUGCUUUUCAGCCAUCAGGAUAAAGACUGUUGCUUCAAAGUCGAAAGAAGGGAGCGCCUCUCAAGCCUCUAUCGAAACCAUUGA
Messenger RNA from Vicia faba (fava bean), 2244 nucleotides. Lineage: Eukaryota; Viridiplantae; Streptophyta; Magnoliopsida; Fabales; Fabaceae. The record is from the annotation of a GenBank genome assembly.